GCAACCUACCUACUAUGGCUUCAUCUUCCCUACCACCCACUGCUACACUUACUGGCCCUUACUCCACUAAAACGCUUUCCUCCUCCUCCUCCUCCUCCUCCCUCACAACCUCUCUCUCUCCCUUCUUCCCAAACAAGUCCCAAAAACCCACUAAGCAAUGCUCUGUCUCUGUGGGUGGAGUCCGAUGCCAAGCCAAAAAUGGUGACAAUGAUCACCGGGAGCAGGGUCUAGGAAAACUCGACAGAAGGAACAUGCUCAUUGGUCUAGGCGCCGGAGGGUUGUACGGGGCUGCAGGUCUUGAAAACAACCCGUUUGCUUUCGCUGCGCCCGUAUCCGCCCCUGACUUUACCGAGUGCGGACCGGCGGACAAGCCAGAUGGCUCUACCAUUGACUGUUGCCCGCCCAUCACCAAAACAAUAAUCGAUUUCAAAUUACCCGAUCCGGGCCCACUCCGUACUAGGCGUCCGGCCCAGGACCUGGCAAAAGACCCAGUCUACUUGGCCAAGUACAAAAAGGCCGUCGCUCUCAUGCGGGCGUUACCCGACGACGAUCCUCGCAGCCUAGCCCAACAAGCCAUGGUACACUGCUCCUACUGCGACGGUGGGUACCCGCAAGUCGGGUUCCCCGAUCUGGAGAUUCAAGUUCACUUCUGCUGGUUAUUCUAUCCGUUCCACCGCUGGUACCUCUACUUCUACGAGAAGAUCAUGGGGGAGCUCAUUGGCGACCCCACCUUCGCCCUCCCCUUUUGGAAUUGGGACGCCCCAGCUGGCAUGUACAUUCCUGAGAUCUUCACCGACCCCACCUCCUCCCUCUACGAUCAGUACCGAAACGCAGCGCAUCAGCCUCCAAAGCUCCUAGAUCUCAAUUACGGUGGGAGCGACGAUGACGUGGACGAUGCCACGCGAAUCAAGGAGAAUCUGACUACCAUGUACCAACAGAUGGUGUCCAAGGCCACGUCCCACCGUCUUUUCUAUGGGGAGCCGUACAGCGCCGGUGACGACGCGAGUCCGGGAGCUGGAAACAUUGAGAGUAUCCCACAUAACAAUAUCCAUUUGUGGUCGGGCGACCCGAAGCAGACCAACGGAGAGAAUAUGGGAGCCUUUUACUCUGCGGGUCGGGAUCCUCUGUUUUACUCCCACCACUCGAACGUGGAUCGCAUGUGGUCCAUAUAUAAAGAUUUGUUGGGCGGUACGGACAUAGAUAAAACUGAUUGGCUGGACACCGAGUUCUUGUUCUACGACGAGAAAAAGAACCUCGUGCGUGUGAAGGUUCGGGACUCGCUCGACACCAAAAAGCUCGGGUACGUUUACGACAACAAAGUUCCGAUCCCGUGGCUUAAGGCGAAGCCAAACCCUCGCAAAUCGCAGAACCAGAGGAAGGCGGCGGUUUCGUCUGGCGAUCUGACAACCACGUUCCCGGCAACGCUGUCCGACAAGAUCAGUGUUGAGGUGGCAAGGCCGUCGACGACGAAGCGGACGAGUGAGCAGAAGAAGGCGCAAGAUGAGGUGUUGGUGAUCAAAGGGAUUGAGUUUGCCGGGAACGAGCCGUUGAAGUUUGACGUGUUCGUGAACGAUGAUGCGGACUCGGAGGCCGGGAAGGACCAGUCGGAGUUUGCAGGGAGUUUCAUCCACGUACCGCAUAAGCAGAAGAAGAAUAUAAAGACGAACCUGCGGCUGAGCAUUACGAAGUUGUUGGAGGAAUUGGAUGCGGAAACGGACAAGAGUUUGGUGGUGACUUUGGUGCCGAAACUUGGGAAAGGGCCGAUCACCAUUGGUGGGUUCAGCAUCGAGCUUCUGAACACCACCUGAUCAGUUGAAGCUUACCUGCACUGCACCUGUUGAGUUGGUCUGAUGUGAUUGAUCGGAAGUCGACUAGCUGGCUUCAAACCCUAAUCGUGCAUGGAUGUUAGUUUUCAAUAUCGUCACCUUUGAGUUUAAUUAUCUGUAAUUAUGCUGACGUAAGCCCACUGCUUACGUGGAGCAUUGGUGUUUGCCCUUGUUUUUAUAAGGCAUCGGUGUUUGUAAUUCUCAAUAAAACGUAUGUUGAGUGUGUUUAAAUUA
Molecule: messenger RNA, 2060 nt
Organism: Prunus dulcis (almond)
Lineage: Eukaryota; Viridiplantae; Streptophyta; Magnoliopsida; Rosales; Rosaceae
Product: polyphenol oxidase latent form, chloroplastic-like
Exons: 1
Coding region: 15-1808 (597 amino acids)
Biological process (GO): pigment biosynthetic process
Molecular function (GO): catechol oxidase activity
Source: RefSeq, a predicted model, not a curated record